Fundulus heteroclitus (mummichog) is the source of this 1335-nucleotide messenger RNA. It is a transcript of the gene pnp4a, whose product is annotated as purine nucleoside phosphorylase 4a. The transcript is spliced from 7 exons. The record is from RefSeq and is a predicted model, not a curated record. Gene Ontology annotation, cellular component: cytoplasm. Lineage: Eukaryota; Metazoa; Chordata; Actinopteri; Cyprinodontiformes; Fundulidae. The coding region runs from base 110 to 1000 and encodes 296 amino acids. Gene Ontology annotation, molecular function: purine-nucleoside phosphorylase activity. Gene Ontology annotation, biological process: nucleoside metabolic process.
CGCACUAUAUCCUCAUCUAUCACAGACCACACACCCAUACACACACACACACACACACAAACACAAACACACAUCUGGAAACAGUACCAGCCAGCAUCAUUCAUUCAUCAUGCACAGCAAAGAACACAUCAGUCACGAUGAAUACCAGAAGACAGCCGACUGGCUCCGGUCUCACACAAAGCAUCGUCCCCUGGUGGCGAUCAUUUGCGGCUCUGGCCUGGGAAUGCUGGCUGACACCCUUAAAUGUCAAGACUCCUUUGAUUACUCUGACAUACCGGGCUUUCCUCAGAGCACAGUGCAGGGUCACGCAGGCCGCCUGGUUUUUGGGGAGCUGAAGGGGAAGUCAUGUGUUUGCAUGCAGGGUCGCUUCCACAUGUAUGAGGGACAUUCACUCAUUAAGACAACCUUCCCCAUUCGGGUCUUCAAGCUGAUGGGCGUGGAGACACUGAUAGUGACAAAUGCUGCGGGCUCAUUGGCGGAUGGCCUACAGCCUGGUGACAUCAUGAUCAUCAAAGACCACAUCAACUUCCCUGGGCUUGUUGGUCUGAACCCGCUGUGUGGGCCCAACGAUGAAAAGUUUGGACCACGCUUCCCCGCUAUGUCGGGUUGCUAUGACAAAGGGCUGCGGAGCCUCAUGAUGGAGAUUGCCAAACAGAUGGGUGUCGCUGGCCUUGUGCAGGAAGGCGUGUACGCCAUGGUGGGUGGGCCCAACUUUGAAACCAUCGCUGAGGCCAAACUGUUGCAUCGACUGGGAGUGGACGCAGUCGGUAUGAGUACAGCACCUGAGGUCGUCGUGGCAACUCACUGUGGUCUACGAGUCUUUGGCCUUUCUCUGAUAACAAAUAAGGUGGUAAAGAGCUACGAGGACUCUGAAAGUGUGAACCACGAAGGCGUCCUUGAAGUUGGCCGGUUGCGCUCUCAAACCGUGCAGCAGCUGGUGACUGAACUGAUCAGCACGAUGGAGAUCAAUAACAACGAAAACACCAAAAUUGUUUCCUGAACAAACGCACAUGCAUCUGAUUGUUGCACAGCUCUCUAAUUUUUUUGGUACUUUUUCCAGGUUUUUUUUUUUUUUUUAUUACAACUGUGUAACUGUAUUUUUAAUCUCUGCUGACCUGAAAACAUACAUCAAAUCACUAUGGUGCCUACCUGCUGUUUAUCAGUGUAAAGUAGAAUACAAGUACUUAUCUCUGAUAUUUGAUGUAAACUAUAAUAACUGUGUUUGAUGGUGCUUCAUUGGAACAACUUUGAUACAUAUUUUGUAUACUAGCCUUGGAUUAUUAAAGUUUAUGUUGUAAAGUAUUCCAGUCGGAUUAAAAUAUUUUACCAAUACUA